GAAUUGCGUGGCUGUGCGGGUUGCAGGAGGAGGAGGAGGCUGUAGAGAAAAACUGACACGUGGAUUACUCCUCCUCGGGGCACCAGGAAAAACAAGACUCCCUCCUCCAGCUCAGUUCCGUGUCCAUCGCUUGUGAUCUUGUUAGUCCAGUUUUCUCAGGAUGUGGUUUUAAAUCUGGAGACAGUUUGCAGAAAACAAGGUUUCUCUGUUUGUUUUAUCUUCUCCCUCAGCGUUUACUUUUCUGUCUGAUCGACCAGGAAAUAGACCGAAAGUCAAAUAGCCGAAGCGGUUGAAAGGAGGCUGCUGUUACCUCGCGUUGAAUGGCAGUAAUUCAAAAAUAUGGCAAGAACUAUAGUCCAGAUUUGGUCUGUCACAAGGAAAACCAUCCGUCUGACAAGAUCGGAGUGCCUGGUUGUCAUAAGAAGUGGCCUGAACACAACACCAACUGGUCGAGGCCAGUGGCGAGGGUAUGGACAGUGGUGCUACUGCUCGGGACAUGUCUCCUCUACUGUGCCCGUGUGGCGAUGCCCAUCUGCGCCGUCAGUAUGUCAGAGCAGUUCAAAUGGAGUAAGAGGGAGUCCGGCAUGGUUCUGGGCAGCUUCUUCUGGGGCUACUGCUUCACCCAGGUGCUCGGGGGAUACGUCAGUGACCGGGUGGGUGGAGAGAAGGUCCUCCUUCUAUCUGCAGCAGCCUGGGGGUCGAUGACAGCCUUCACACCCGUCUUGGCACAUUUCUGCUCCCAGCCAAUCCUUUCUAUGACUCUGGCCCGCUUCCUCAUGGGCCUGUUGCAAGGAGUUCAUUACCCUUCACUGGCGAGCCUUUGCUCUCAAAAGGUGGUGGAGAGUGAGAGAGGUUUCCUCAUGAGCACUGUGGGUAGUGGCUCCUACCUGGGCACCCUGGUGAUCGGAGGGGCUGGCUCCCUCAUGCUGGACCUGUAUGGCUGGGAGAGUGUUUUCUAUGUGUCUGGUGUGCUCUCAGUCCUGUGGGCCUACUGCAUGUGGAAAUAUCUACUCAAAGGAGAAGGGCCUAUCAUCACGCUAGAGUCCCUGGGAAGUGGUGGGCCCCAGUCCAAACUGACCAAAAGACAUUGGUUACGUCUAUUGAAACAACCUGCAGUCUGUGCUGUGAUUGUUACACACCUUUGCACAGCAAGCACCUUCUUCACUCUGUUGUCGUGGCUGCCAACAUUCUUUAAAGACACUUUCCCUGACGCCAAGGGUUGGGUGUUCAAUGUCAUUCCCUGGUUGGUGGCCAUUCCCUCAUCCCUCUUCAGUGGCUGCCUGUCUGACCACCUCAUCAGUCAAGGAUUCGAUACAGCUUCAGUGAGGAAGUUGAUGCAGUUUUUUUCCAUGGGGGUUUCCAGUGUGUUCACCCUUCUUCUGUGUGGUACCACCACCUUCCCCUCAGCUGUAGCAUUUGUGUCUGCCACCAUGGGCCUCACCACCUUCAGUCACAGUGGUGUAUCUGUAAAUGUUCAAGAUCUUGCUCCAUCCUGUGCUGGAGCUUUAUUUGGUGUUAUGAAUACAUGCGGUGCUUUCUCAGGGGUCCUAAUGGUGUAUUUCUCGGGGUAUCUCAUCGAGACCACAGGCUCGUGGGCGUCUGUGUUUGCCCUCAUCACCACCGUUAAUCUGCUGGGUCUCUGCACCUUCCUGGCCUUUGCUGAGGCCCGCCGGGUCGACAUUGACUCUAGUAAGAUCCGCCACCACAACAUCCACAUCUAAAUCAUUAGUCAUUGGCAGGACCAGAGUGCUAUUACCUAAUGGAGGAGCGACCUUGGGCAACCAGCGGCUAGGACAUUAUCCACAUUGGAGAACUAGCCGAUGGAUAUCAAGUGAUCAGCUGAUAAAACCUGCAUACAUACAAGAUCUGGGAAACUUUGAUUGGCUCUGUGUAUGGUUGAGGAAGUACUGUAACAGUUACUGUAAAGCACACCGCAGAAAACCCUCUGCACAAUGUUAUAGAAAAAGCUUGUGAAACUAAAGCUUUGAUUCCUAAAGGAACAUAGCUCCAUUAAAGGGUUCUCUGUCAGUUCAUGGAUGAUGUGGACCAGUAAAGAUACCUCCAGUACCUUGUGCAGUAUGUGGUGGUUUAACAGUUCCUGGUUUACUGUUUACGCUUGUUAUUUCUUACAGAAUGUGCUACUAAGGACGAGAAAAGUUAGAAAUUGUUAUCUGAAAGCUGUGUGUUACUGUUUUGGUGUUUUUUUGUGUGUAAGAGGAGCUCUGAGAGUGACGGAUGGUUCUCAGAAGCUCCUUGACAGCUGUGACAGUCAAGGUGGUGUGUUCCUACCCUGCGGGGAUGGGGGAGGCAAAGGGGGCACUCGUAGGUGACGCAGGGAGAGACCAGCCUCUCUUACUUAAGUCUUUUAUUAGUAUGCCCCACUCACCCAUCACAGAGAGAACUGCCUGAGUGACACCUCAUUACGCAGCCACUAAUUACUUGGCAGGCACUCUAAUGUCCUGUACGAUUUACCUUCAAUAGUCCCCAUCUCCAUGGUUACAAGCUCAUCUUAUCAUUAUAGUUCAGAGGGGGCGGAAGAGGUCAUGGAAAGCUUUAUGCAACAAGGCUUUUACUGAGUGCGUUCUCCCUGUUUGUUGUCUCAAAGAAUAUGUUUCAAGUAGGAAGACCAAAGGUUUUAAAAUAUUUUUACUUUUCUUUUAUUUGAUUGCAUGUAUAGAAAUACCUCCAUUAUUUUGAGUACCUUUAUAUUUAUAUGGUUUGAUUUGCUUGGUUGAUUUCAAAAGUUGUUUUUUGGUUUUUUUUUUGAGAAAAUAAAUAUUUUAAGUUGACAGAAAAAUAAAUAUUUUUUAGGUAAGAUAAAAACAAAAUUAUAGUAUGUUAUGAAAAAUGUGAUGCAGUAUGAGAAACCCCGUCCAGUUUUCUAAUUUAUUCUUCUUUCCUGACGUGCACGUUCCUGUCCAUAUUAUUACCUUGGUGACUUAGCAUCAUUGUUGAAUAAGUGCCAGACAGGGAGUGAUGUCAACAGCCGAGAAAGGAUUAGGGCUAGGGUUAGCGCAGGAGAGAGUUCAUUCACUUGUCUGAGCAAGUAUCUCUGUACUCUGAGUCAUCAAGGCAAUUUUACCAUUUUUCUGCCUUGCUGUAUACUGAACAUGUUACACACAUGACAUGAUGAAUGUUCCAGGACAGGUAAGAGUAUUAAAAUAACCUCAGGGGCAGUUCAGUUGAGGGAGUGGAGACAAUUUGGGGUAAUGUUAUAACUGGAAAUGUAGCAACAUCGUUCUGGGCGAAUGUUGUAAUGAUUGUUUGUAGCUUUUAGCUUUGGCACAGUUUUACUGUUUCUGUUUUACAUUUAGAUACUUACUUGUUCUUCAAAUCUAUGCAUUUAUUAUUUUUGUGCCUGAUUGAAGCAAUGAGAGAACUGUUAGAUGUGUGCAACAUAAUCACACAGUGUCAUUUAUUUAUUACUGUGUGUGUUUCAGUUGUUCUUGUGAUUCACAUACAAAGGCACAUACAGGCACUCAUGGGAUGUUUCCUUAGACAUUGUCUGUAGACACUUUGAUUUGUAUCUAUUCCGUCUGUGCAAACCUGAUUUCUGAAAUGCCCACUCCAUUCCUUACAUUGUCAUGGUCAGUUACAAGAAUGCAAAAAUAAGAUAUUAAUGGGAUUUAUUGAAACCUUUGAUUAAAGAUAUGUUUUUCAAUCAAUAUCAUCAAUCAUAUUUAGAUUGUUUGUCUUUGUGUGUUGCAAAGAAAAAUAAUUCUAUACAGAGUUAAAUUUAAUAUUUUAUCAGAUGCCAAAAGUCACUUUAAAUUUUAGUGAUCACACACAAAUCAUAUGCCCUUUGACCUUUUGUAUACACAAUUAAGUCUAUACUGUACAUGAGACCCAUGUACAGCCUUUAAAAUUAUGUUCAACCCUUUUCGUGGAACCAACACCCCACAUUCAUCAGAUGUUUGGCUUGCCUUAGCAGGUGGGCAUUAUUUACAACUGCCUUCAUUGCUUGUACUUUUUUUCUGUUCUUGUGUGUUGACAUCCUGCAAAAUGUAAAACAUUUCCAUGAUAAAUAGCUGGAGUUCUGAUCACCAACAUAUCUAACUGUAGGUUCCUGGAAGCCUUCUGACAAAGAGUUUUUGAUAAUAUGUAAGAUAUGUAUUAUAAAAUAAACCAUUACUGCAAGAAAAUGCAGUAGGUUAAAUGCUUUUAAGAUAUGUUGUAUUUAAAAGUGUAUAUUAACUUUGAAUAAAAAUAUAUUUUGUCAACAC
Scomber scombrus (Atlantic mackerel) is the source of this 4223-nucleotide messenger RNA. It is a transcript of the gene slc17a9b, whose product is annotated as solute carrier family 17 member 9b. Gene Ontology annotation, cellular component: membrane. NCBI's taxonomy places the organism in Eukaryota, Metazoa, Chordata, Actinopteri, Scombriformes, Scombridae. Gene Ontology annotation, molecular function: transmembrane transporter activity. Bases 321 to 1721 code for a protein of 466 amino acids. The record is from RefSeq and is a predicted model, not a curated record. Gene Ontology annotation, biological process: transmembrane transport. The transcript is spliced from 13 exons.